CCCUGGCAUUCAGAAAUGCAACACUUUUAGCUACCAUUAAUUAGCUCAAAGUAGUUCCACUCUGAAAUGUAAAACAGAGGAAGGCUAUUGAACAAAAGUUUCACUUAACCCCAAAUCCCAUUUCACACCAGAUUUCUACUUGUAAAUUUUACACCCAAAAAGAAAAUAUAACUGAUAAACUUUACAUUUGACUGUUCACCUUUAGAGAAUGAGUUGUGGAGACUCUGACUCUGGGUGAACAGGAUGGACAGAGCACAUCUGGCCAGACAAAGAGAGAGAGAGAGGUGGAGAAAGAGAGAGGUGGGGAGGGGGUUGGGUACCCUGCAGCUGGACUCUGAGAGCUGUACUGAGUCUUAUUAGGGGAUCUGUGUGUGUAGCUGUUCUGCUGCUGCUGCUUAAAUGCCUUUAUAUGAUCAAUUACAGCCUGAAACAGCUCCCCCACCGAGCCUGAUCCCUCUAACCUAAAGACUGACUGAGAGGAAUAUUAAAUAUGCUGGAGACGUAUAAGGAUGAAUCAUGGCCGUACUGAGGAAAAUUAACCGAGUGCUGCUGAUGCUGCUGAUCCUGAUGUCCUUGGUUGUCCUGUACAGCAAGAUGUUUAAAGCACGUCUAACAGCAAAUCACUCAGAUCAUGAGCACCACACCCCAGAACAGACAGUUGAGGGUGGGUCUGAGUCGGAGGUGGAGACGGACAUCCCGGUGGUCAUCUGUGCCUCUGAGGAACGUCUUGGAGCUGCCAUGACCACAAUCAAUAGUGUCUACAGCAACACAAAGGCCAGCGUGUUCUUCUAUAUAGUAACCCUGCGAGAUGCCAUCAGACUGAUACGGCAGUACAUUGAGAAAACCAAGCUGAAAGAGAUCAGGUAUAAGAUUCUGGAGUUCAACCCCAUGGUACUGAAAGGAAAGGUGAAACCGGAUUCAUCCAGACCAGACCUGCUUCAUCCUCUGAAUUUUGUUAGAUUCUAUUUGCCUCUGCUUGCCAUCAGUAAUCACAAAAGAGUUGUUUACCUGGAUGAUGACAUCAUUGUGCAAGGAGAUAUCCAGGAGCUGUAUAAUAUCAAGAUGGAGCCGGGCCAUGCGGCUGCGUUUGCAUCAGAUUGUGACCUGCCCUCCACUCACGAGAUGGUGCGCAGUGUCGGCAUGCUAACCACCUACAUGGGGUUCCUGGACUAUCGGAAGCAGGAGGUGAGGGACCUGGGCAUAAAUCCCAGCGACUGCUCCUUUAAUCCGGGGGUGUUCGUGGCUGAUGUGGAGGAGUGGAAAAAGCAAAAGAUCACCAAGCAGCUUGAGAAAUGGAUGAGCAAGAACUUCCAGGAGAACCUGUACAGCAGUGCACUGGCUGGUGGUGUGGCCACUCCUCCGAUGCUGAUUGUGUUUCAUGACAAAUUCACAACAAUCGACCCAAAGUGGCACGUCAGACAUCUGGGCUGGAGCCCUGAUGCCCGCUAUGCUGAAUCCUUCCUCCAGGAGGCAAACCUGCUUCACUGGAAUGGCCAUUUCAAGCCCUGGGACUACCCCUGUGUGCACCUUGACCUCUGGGAGAAAUGGUUUAUUCCUGACCCCUCUGGGAAGUUCUCACUGGUGCGGCCUGAAAUUUAAAAGGGGAGAAGGUGGUUUCUCCUGAGACUGAAGACUGAAGCUUGCUCCAGUGUUGUGUCCAGGUGGAAGGUGUUCUGUACUGUGUGCUGUCCCUAAUGAAAAAUCCAGCUUCAAGCUGAAAACAUACCAUCUGCUGGUAAACUGGAGACUGCAGCUUAUCUUCUGACCAGCAUAGUGCAUUUACGGAUUUAGUAGUCAAAUUGGUUCACAUGGCCAAUCUGGCUGUGGAGCUGGACAUACUGGUUGACUUGUUUGAUCAAGAGGUCAUUCAUACAAAAACAAGUCAUAUAGACAUUUAUAAGCCUUGAUAUCCUCAAGAUUUCAUUGGAAAAACCCAGCCAGCUAUAUACACGGUCUCACAGUUUAAUACACCUCUGGAUAUAAAUAUAAAAAUAAGAGACCACCUAAAAAUUAUGAAUUUCUUUGAUUUUACUAAAUUGAAAGAAACGUCUGGAAUAUAAUCAAGAGGAAGAUGGAUGAUCACAAGCCACCAAAACCAAACUGAACUGCUUGAAUUUUUGCACCAGGAGUAAAGCAGCAUAAAGUUAUCCAAAAGCAGUGUGUAAGACUGGUGGAGGAAAACAUGAUGCCAAGAUGCAUGAAAACUUUGAUUAAAAACCAGGGUUAUUUCACCAAAUAUUGUAGUUUAAUUUUAGUUGAGGCCAAUUCAACUACUCUGCACUACUGCACAUGCUCAGUUUCACUCUUUAGUUAAACAGGGUCUACUGAGCAAUUCUGCAGGGGUUUUCACCUGAUGUUGGUCGGUCACGCUAUUUGCAUAUUGGGCGUGUCCUCCCACCUCUCACUCACCAUCAGUGUGAAAUCAUUCUCCACAGGCUGCCUUCCCUUGAGAUUUCUAUAUGUGUUUUAUAAUAGUUAACUGCCUGGCCUCAGUGUUAAAGGCUAUAAGAGCAAGUUGCUAUGGUUUGUGUGAUUGUACACUAGCCAUUUCCAACUGGUUACUUUUGACAUUUGGUUGUGACUGACAAUGAAACACCUAUGCAAGUCAUAAAUCCUCAGCUGCUACUUUAAAUUAAUAAAAUUCAUCUAACUUAAUGUUUUGUUAAUGUAAAAUGUAUUGUACACAACAUACUUUAUUUGAUCCUAAAGGAUAGAAAACUUAAAUUAAAAACUAGAAACAUGAA
Astyanax mexicanus (Mexican tetra) is the source of this 2744-nucleotide messenger RNA. It is a transcript of the gene glt8d2, whose product is annotated as glycosyltransferase 8 domain containing 2. Gene Ontology annotation, cellular component: Golgi apparatus. The record is from RefSeq and is a predicted model, not a curated record. NCBI's taxonomy places the organism in Eukaryota, Metazoa, Chordata, Actinopteri, Characiformes, Acestrorhamphidae. Gene Ontology annotation, molecular function: glycosyltransferase activity. The transcript has 10 exons. The coding region runs from base 517 to 1599 and encodes 360 amino acids.